AUGAGUAGACAAAAAAAUAUAUCGAAUUAUCAAUUAACAUCACAAUAUGAUAUAUUAGAAUGGCUUGAUCCAAUCCCUCUAUCUCGAUCAAUCCAUAAUAUAGAAUCCGAUUUUGCUGAUGGAAUAUUAAUUGUUGAAAUAAUUGCUUAUUUUUUUCCUGAAUAUGUUAAUUUUGAUAUAUUUCAUAUAGCUCGAAAUAUGUCACAACGUGCUAAAAAUUGGCGUUUAUUAAAUUCGAAAAUCUUACCAAAAAUAAAUUUACAAGUACCUGGAACUAUUGUACAUGAUAUAAUAAAUGAAGAACAUAAUAGUAUUGCAACAUUUCUUAUUCAUUUACGAGAAAAAAUUGAAGAACAUAUAAUUCAAACAGAAAAACAAAAAUUUCGUUUACAAUGGAAAACAUAUCGUUCAUUGAAUUCUGACAAUUAUCAUUUACCAUCGAUAUUUUUAUCAUCACGACCAAUUGAUCAGGCAUCUCUUACUCGAAAUGAAAGAUUAAUGAAUCAAUACGUAGAUGAUUAUGAUAAUAGUUUAAGAAGAAAAAAUGAAGAAAUCGAAAUUUUACGUGCGAAAUUAAAACGUUGUGAAAAGAUUAUUCAGAAACAAGAUAAACAAAUUCAAGAAUUACAAGAAAAAUUCAAACUAAAAUAA
Molecule: messenger RNA, 651 nt
Organism: Adineta steineri
Lineage: Eukaryota; Metazoa; Rotifera; Eurotatoria; Adinetida; Adinetidae
Source: the annotation of a GenBank genome assembly